AUGAAUUCCAAAAAUUAUAUUUUUAUUUUUAUAAAUAUUUUUAUUUAUAAUUUGGUUUAUUCAAGUCAAGAAAAAAUAUUAGAUACAAGUAAUGAUCAACAAUGGUUGAAAUCAUUUAAACAAACUCCUGAUAAUGUUGUUGAAGUUGAAGUUCAAGGUAAAAUUAAUAAUUUCCGAUUAUCAACUGGUUCAUCACAUCAAGAUUGUAUUUAUUCAACUGAUACAUAUUCAAUUGAUUUAUCAAAAAUGGAAGGUCAAGAUUUUACAAAAUUAUUUUAUCCUGAAAUGAUUCAUUUUAGUUUAUGUGGAGCAAGUAGUAUUUGUGAAAAAAUUACAGGUGUAAAUGGUAGUCAAAUUUGUAAGGAUAUUACAUCAAUAAAUAAAAUGAGUGAUGUUAUUGAUAUUAAAUUUGGUGAAGAUGGUAAUGAUUUACAAGUUUGUAUUUAUUCAACAUCAACAAAGAUUUCCACAAUUUUAAAUUUCAUUUGUAGUUCAGGUACUUACCCACCAGAUGUAAUAAGAAAUGGUCAAGAUUACAUCAUUACUUAUUAUUCACCACUUGCAUGUCCAACACCAAUAAUAACACGUGAAAAAGAUAAAAAUAAAUUCUUUUCAUAUACUCCAAAAGUACAAAAUGAUAAAAAUAUUGCAUCAUUUGAAAUUUGUGAAAAUUCAACAAAUGUAAUUUCAUUUAAUGAUAAUGCUCAUUUCAUUAUUUUACCAAUAAAACCAAUUAUAAAUAGUGUAAAAAUGAAUGAAGAAAAAGAUAAAAUUGUUUUAAGUGGAUUAUUUUUAAAGAGAAUUAAAAAUCAUUAUUCAGUAAGAAUUAAUAGUGGAAUUCCAUUAAAUAUUGGAAAUAUUAGGUCAAUAGUUUCAUUCAAUAGUUCAACAAUUGUAUUGAAUAGAACAAUUGAUAAUGGUAAUGAAGUUGUAAGAGAAGUUUCAAUUUAUUUAUCAAAUUCUCCAUCAGAUUCAUAUUUAUUUGUAAAUGGUACAUCUUGGAUUAGCAUUGGUUCACCUGAACCACUUCCAAUUAACAAGAAUAAAAGUUCAUCAUUUAUAAGUUCAUUUUUUAGUUUUUUAAAUCCAUUUUGUUAUUUCUAA
Dictyostelium discoideum AX4 is the source of this 1104-nucleotide messenger RNA. RefSeq lists its product as hypothetical. Gene Ontology annotation, cellular component: endomembrane system. NCBI's taxonomy places the organism in Eukaryota, Evosea, Eumycetozoa, Dictyosteliales, Dictyosteliaceae. The coding region runs from base 1 to 1104 and encodes 367 amino acids. The record is from RefSeq and is a predicted model, not a curated record. The transcript has 3 exons.